Brassica napus (rape) is the source of this 920-nucleotide messenger RNA. Its product is annotated as L10-interacting MYB domain-containing protein. The transcript has 3 exons. NCBI's taxonomy places the organism in Eukaryota, Viridiplantae, Streptophyta, Magnoliopsida, Brassicales, Brassicaceae. The record is from RefSeq and is a predicted model, not a curated record. Bases 129 to 872 code for a protein of 247 amino acids.
GUAGUUUUGCAAUCAAAUAAACAUUCCUAAAAGCUAAUGGCUUGUUUGGCUCAACGCCUUCGCAAAUUCAUCUUCCUUUCUCAAGCCCACUCUUCUUCACCAUCAUCAUCAUCAGUCACUACCUUGAGAUGGCGACAGGGAACUCCAGUGACCAGCAACAGUACCAACCUCACCCAGUGUGGACAGCCUUGUUAACAAAGCUACUCGCAAACCUAAUACUCGAUCAGGUCCGUAAAGGAAACACUGCGAACAACUCCUUAUCUAAUAAAGCUUGGAACUUUAUAACCAAUGAGUUCUACACAAGAAGUGGUAUCAAACGCGACAAAGAACAUCUCAAGAACAGAUUCGCUGCUCUCAGACGCGAGUUCUCUGUCGUUAAGCUGAUCCUAGCUCGAGAUAACUUCGUUUUCGAUGAAUCAACUGGUUGUAUCAUCGCCGCUGAUGAAUCUUGGGACCAAUACGUAAAGGAGUGUCCAGACGCUGAGGCUGUAAGAAGAGGUGGUUGUCCAGUUUACAAGCAGCUCUUUGAGAUAUUCGCUGUUGUUCAUCUUGAGGAGGAACCUGUGUUACCUCAACGCUCGUAUGAGUACGCUGCUGUUAAGAGUAGGCCUAGUAGGGGAGUGGAGGCUACUAUUGCCAGUGCUAUAGUUGAAAUGGCUGCUGCAUCGAGGCUAAGGACUAAUGCUUUGACGCAGAUGAGGAGCAGGUUCACUCUUGCUGAGUGUAUCAGAGAGCUUGAUGGGAUUCACGGUGUAGCAGAGAAUGUAUAUUUUGCUGCACUUGAGAACUUCAACAACCCAAGUGCAAGAGAGACAUUCUUGUCGUUGAGAAGCGACAUGCGUUUGGCUUGGCUUCAGUGGAAAUGUACUUAACAUGAAAUUUCAGGCAAUGAUUCAAUGAAAAAGUUCAUUUUUCUAAAA